UCGUCGGCGGCAACGAUGCUUUUCCACGGUCUCCCGGGAGGAGAGAUGCAGGGGGUGAUGGAGGAGAUGGAGCGGCGAGGGAAAGCGGACUCCACGGCUAUCAGCUCGGCCAUAGACAUGGGAGAGACGGAGACGAGCCUGGCGUCCAUGAGCGGGGACAGACUGGCCCUGUGCGCCGGCUGCGGAGGCCGAAUCUCGGACCGCUACUACCUGCUGGCCGUGGACAAGCAGUGGCACAUGCGGUGCCUCAAGUGCUGCGAGUGCAAACUCAAUCUGGAGUCGGAGCUGACCUGCUUCAGCAAGGACGGCAGCAUCUACUGUAAAGAAGACUACUAUAGGAGGUUUUCGGUGCAGAGGUGCGCGCGCUGUCACCUGGGCAUUUCAGCGUCGGAGAUGGUGAUGAGGGCACGCGACCUGGUCUACCACCUGAACUGCUUCACGUGCACCAGCUGCAACAAAAUGCUGACGACCGGCGACCACUUCGGCAUGAAGGACACUCUGGUCUACUGCCGCCUCCACUUCGAGGGUCUGGUCCAUGCAGGGGACUUUGGGUCGGCGCAUUUCAACCACGCUGACGUGGUGGCCAUGGCUGCCAAGGGGCUUGGUGCGGCCGCGCCGCUGGGCCUGGCCUACUACAACGGGGUCAGCACCGUGCAGAAGGGACGCCCGAGGAAGCGGAAAAGUCCCGGACCAGGCAACGACCUCGCGGCCUAUAACGCAGGUAGCUGCAAUGAGAAUGAUGGCGACCCCCUGGAUCGCGACUCCCAGUACGGCGGGGGCCAGAAGACCAAGCGCAUGCGGACGUCCUUCAAGCACCACCAGCUGAGGACCAUGAAGUCCUACUUUGCCAUCAACCACAACCCCGACGCCAAGGACCUCAAGCAGCUCGCGCAGAAGACCGGCCUCACCAAACGAGUACUGCAGGUGUGGUUCCAGAAUGCUCGUGCCAAGUUCCGACGGAACCUCCUCCGCCAGGAAGGGGGCGGCAGUGGUCUGGAUAAGGGGGGCUGUGAGGGCUCGUUACUGCAGGCCGGCACCCCCUCCGGCCCCGCCUCCGAGCUCUCCAACGGCUCCCUAAGCCCCUCCAUCACCCCCACCACCACCAACACCACCACCCUCACGGACCUCACUAACCCCACGCUGCCCCCCUCCUCGGCCCUCACGGACCUGUCCAACCCCUCCCUGCCCCUGGCCUCCAUGCUCUCCUCCUCCGGGGGGAUGGACGCACACGAGUGCCGCAGCCCGCCACACACCACCCUCACCAGCCUCUUCUGA
This is a messenger RNA of Engraulis encrasicolus (European anchovy), 1275 nucleotides long. RefSeq names its product LIM/homeobox protein Lhx2-like. Gene Ontology annotation, cellular component: nucleus. The record is from RefSeq and is a predicted model, not a curated record. NCBI's taxonomy places the organism in Eukaryota, Metazoa, Chordata, Actinopteri, Clupeiformes, Engraulidae. Gene Ontology annotation, biological process: neuron differentiation; regulation of transcription by RNA polymerase II. Gene Ontology annotation, molecular function: DNA-binding transcription factor activity, RNA polymerase II-specific; RNA polymerase II transcription regulatory region sequence-specific DNA binding. The transcript has 5 exons. The coding region runs from base 16 to 1275 and encodes 419 amino acids.